Messenger RNA from Oncorhynchus kisutch (coho salmon), 9744 nucleotides. RefSeq names its product AP-3 complex subunit delta-1. Gene Ontology annotation, cellular component: endosome membrane; AP-3 adaptor complex; membrane coat. NCBI's taxonomy places the organism in Eukaryota, Metazoa, Chordata, Actinopteri, Salmoniformes, Salmonidae. Gene Ontology annotation, biological process: protein targeting to vacuole; anterograde synaptic vesicle transport; synaptic vesicle budding from endosome. The transcript is spliced from 49 exons. The record is from RefSeq and is a predicted model, not a curated record. Bases 3711 to 7481 code for a protein of 1256 amino acids.
GAAGCUAUUCUUAUGAAGCUAACCGCCUCAUCUCGCGCUUUGGGAAGCUAGCUUUCCAGCUAGCAAGCUUAAUCGUUUUGCAGGUUUCAUGUCGACCUGAAAACGGUAAAGAAGCGACACAAAGACACCCAGAGUUCGCUAAAGAAGAAAGUAAAGGCUGCACAGAAGAGCAGGACAAUGCCGCACAAUUUCCAACCCGGAGACCUGGUCUUCGCUAAAAUGAAGGGGUACCCCCACUGGCCAGCCAGGAUUGAGGAUGUGGCAGAUGGAGCAGUAAAACCCCCUCCAAAUAAAGUCCCCAUCUUCUUCUUUGGGACCCAUGAAACAGCAUUCCUUGCACCAAAGGACCUUUUUGCAUAUGACAAGUACAGCGAGCGCUAUGGGAAACCUAAUAAAAGGAAGGGCUUCAAUGAGGGCUUGUGUGAAAUCCAGAACAACCCUCACGCCUCAUACAGUGCUCCUGCACCUGUCAGCUCGUCUGACAGUGAAGCCAAUGACGGUGCAGCAGGAAGUGAGGCAGAGGAUGACGAGGAAGCAGUGGUGCCCAGGAAAGCAUAUUCAGGAAGUGAAGUAAAUUCUGACUCAGGAAGUGAGGAUCGAGGAGGGGUGAAGAGGAAGGCCCCUGCUGCCAAGCGGCCCCCUGUGAAGAAGACCCGGGGUUCGUCCAGUGACCGGGAUGGAGAGGAGAGUGGCUCACCCUCGGAUCCAGACCCAUCCCCUUCUGACUCGGACUCUGGGAAGAACAGUGACCAGGUCAGUUGACACAUACAAAAUAGUAUGUUAUACACUAGCAUGAUAACUUGGUGUUAAUUUGAUGGUGUCUUGUUUGUUUUCCCCUGUAGGACUUCACCCCAGAGAAGAAGGCAGCAGCAGGCCGUGGCGGCGCCGGGAAGAAGGCUGGAGGUGGCAAAGGGAAGAAGGUGGUGUCGUCGGACUCCGACUCUGGGUCUCAGUCAGACAAGAAGAAAGGGGGCAGUGAUUCAGAGGAUCAGAAGCCACGGCCUGCUCUGUCUGGAUCAGAAUCCCAGUCUGGCUCCAAAUCCGACUCUGACUCAGAGCCACAGCCACCUCAACGGAAGGCUCCUCAAGCGCGCAAGAAAGAGAAGCCUCCGCCAAAGCCUCGGGGUGGACGGAAACCCAAAGCUGCCCCGGUCAGAGCACCGGCAUCUUCCUCUGACAGUGAUAGCGACAGUGAGCCGGACCGAGUCAGCGACUGGAAAAAGAGAGAUGAAGAGCGUCGGAAAGAGCUGGAGGAACGGCGGAAGAAGGAGCAGGCAGAGGAGAUCCUCAAGUAUCGGGAGAGGGAGAAGGAAGAAGAAGAGCAGAGAAAGAAGGACAAGGAGAAGGGAAAGAGCAGUGGUGAAAACAGUUCAGAUGAGGGUGUAGAUCACCCACUGAAGAAGUCCAAGAAACCCCCACCGCCCCCCAUCCCCGCCCCCUCCGACUCUGACUCUGGACCUGAGGUGAAAGCAUCUGCAAAGCGUUCAGACAACCAGAAGAAAGGGAGAACAAAGAAAGAGAGGGAUCAUGGUAAAGGCAAAAAGGAGAAAGAUGUGAAGGAAAAGCGAACCCAGCGGUCAGAGGAGAGUCCCCAAGUGAGGUCCAAGCCUGAGAAGCCCAAACGCAAACCAGAGAGACCUCCAGAGAGGAAAGCAGAGAAGAAAAAAGAGCCAACUCCAGAUGAAAAGUUGCAGAAGCUCCACGCUGACAUCAAGUUUGCACUGAAAGUGGACAACCCAGACAUAGAGCGCUGUCUACAGGCCCUGGCGGAGCUGGAAGCUGUGCCGGUCACCAGCCACAUCCUGCAGAAGAACUCAGAUGUUAUUGCCACGCUUAAAAAGAUCCGUCGAUACAAAGCAAGCAGUGACGUAAUGGAAAAGGCCAGCCAGGUCUACAACAAAUUAAAGGGGCAGUUUGUGGUCAAGUCUGAAAUGCCAAGUAAACACAAAGCUGAGGGAAAGGAGCAGGAAGAGAAUGGGAAGGAGACAUCAAACACAGAUGUAACACCUGUGAAUGGGGAAUCAGAAAUCCAGAAAAAGGAAUGCACUGAGCUGGAGGAUACCCCAAAGUCACCGGUCCAGGAAGUGAAUGAUGAGCAUGUAGCUUCAAGCCCCAACAGGCGAAGUCCUGAUAGUCCUGCUGAGCAGCAGACGAACACUGAUGAAACACACCACGCUCUCUCUACAGAAACAGAACCGACAGCGAUGGAGAGCUGAAGAAAAUGGAAUACAAUUGUUUACCACAGCUAAAAGGAAAGCUCACUAGUCUCGUGCCAGAUACAUGGCGCUCUGCAGACCACUGAUGUUCGCCAUUGUAUUUUUCAAUUUUUAUAGGACACCUUGGCCUGUCCCCAAUUCCUCCCCCUCAAGCUACCAUGCUUUUUUUUCUGCCACGUGAACUCUAACUUUGGUCUUUCAUACAGUAUUUAUAAUGAGCGAUUCAAUUUUUAGCACUUCUAACAGGAAAUCGAAGGGGGAGAGGAGUCUUGUUCUGCUUUGAAGUAACUGUACUGUCACGUUAGUCAAGGCAUCUGUUGGCUUUGCUUGAGAAUGAUAUUGAAGCCUACAGAACCUAGAAAAGGCUAAUGGUGGAUAAGUAUGAGUCUGGUACUUUUUGUGAGUUAUUAUUUUUAUCUGGUCUGUUCUUAUUAAUCCAGUCGCACCAUAUAAAUAUUAAGCCAGUGAAUGGAACCAUAUCACAUGUUUUCCAAUUAAAUUCCACCUGUUUUUUUUGUGUUUUUUUUACAAUUGUUUUCUGAUAUUGCAUCUGCUUUUGAUUUACUGAAUGCUGUGGAAUUAUCCACUGUCAUCUGUUUUUUCCCUCUACCAUCUGCUUUCAAGAAUUAGCCUAAUGAAUGGGAUAAUACACAUUGUGUACAGACUAAAUGAUAUUAUCUUGAUCCAAGUUGUCCAGAUCCCAUGUAGCUGGAGCCCAUUUGACAUUUGUCAUACAUACUAUGUAAGUGUUUUUAGUGCUAUGUAAAAUAUUUAGUUGCGUUAAAUCAAGAUCUCAGCGUUGUGGUCAUAAUCUGAACACUUCUGUCAUUGAAGGCUUCAAAGAAGUCCCAAAUUCUCAUAAAUGUAGUUGGAUUGGGGUGUAAUAAAUGUAUACAUACAAGUUGUAAUUUACAACCCAUGUAACCAAUCUAGCGAAGAGGAAUUGCAGUGAAUAAUGUGGACCUAUGCAUGCGGUCAACGGUGUAAAAUUGUUUACAAAUAACCGAUUAUACAUUUAUGCAAGUUAAAUAGCAGAGUAAUUGCCAUCCUUUUACAUGAAAAUGUUCAUGCAGUUAAUGCUCAUUGGUUUGGCUGUGGCAAAAAAAGAGCUACUGUGGACAUGGUGAUGAAUUGCAUUCUGUAUAGAGAAUACAACUGGAAAAUGAUCAUGCAUUAACAUUGCAAGCCCAGUACUAAGCAUAUCUUUAAUUGCUUUUGAUUAUCAUAAUGAGAAUCCCACAUUAUUACACAGUCAGCUGACGUAAGACGCCAUUUUGUCAGCCAUUUCCUAUACGGAUCCGCUGCCAGUGUGUCUGCACAGUUAUAGUACGCCCCAUCUGGCUUUUCCUUCUCUGCCCGGGAUUAGUAAACAAUUACGAAUCCCGAAAAAAACGGUAUCCGGGUGGAUGAGAGACUGUCUAGCGGGCCGGCUAGCAUCCAAAAGACCUCUACCAAGCGCUUUGUCCCCGAGGACAGAAGCGAAAAAAGUCAGCCAUGGCUUUGAAGAUUGUUAAAGGGAGCAUCGAUCGGAUGUUCGAUAAAAACCUUCAAGAUUUAGUACGUGGAAUUAGGAAUCACAAGGAAGAUGAGGCUAAGUACAUCUCCACCUGCAUUGAUGAGAUCAAGCAGGAGCUCAAGCAGGACAACAUUGCUGUCAAGGCCAAUGCUGUGUGCAAACUCACCUACUUACAGAUGCUGGGCUAUGAUGUCAGCUGGGCUGCAUUCAACAUCGUGGAAGUCAUGAGUUCCUCAAAAUUCACAUACAAGAGAAUUGGUUACCUGGCUGCCUCCCAGUGCUUUCAUGAGAGCACUGAUGUCAUCAUGCUGACAACCAAUCAGAUCCGAAAGGAUCUGAGCAGUCCUAACCAGUACGACACUGGCGUGGCUCUCACUGGCCUCUCCUGCUUCGUGACCCCUGACCUGGCUCGGGACCUGGCCAAUGACAUCAUGACUCUUAUGUCCCACACAAAGCCGUACAUCAGGAAGAAGGCCGUACUUAUCAUGUACAAGGUGUUCCUGAAAUACCCAGAGUCUCUGCGCCCUGCUUUCCCCAGGCUGAAGGAGAAACUGGAAGACCCUGACCCUGGGGUCCAGUCAGCGGCUGUUAAUGUCAUCUGUGAGCUGGCCAGGAGAAACCCCAAGAACUACCUGUCUCUUGCCCCGCUCUUCUUCAAGCUCAUGACCUCCUCCACCAACAAUUGGGUCCUCAUCAAGAUCAUCAAGCUGUUUGGUGCCCUCACACCCCUGGAGCCUCGCUUGGGAAAGAAGCUGAUUGAGCCCCUAACAAACCUCAUCCACAGUACCUCGGCUAUGUCACUUCUAUAUGAAUGUGUCAACACUGUAAUAGCAGUGUUGAUUUCCCUGUCCUCCGGGAUGCCAAAUCACAGUGCUAGUAUUCAGCUCUGUGUCCAGAAACUGCGAAUCCUGAUUGAAGACUCGGACCAGAACUUGAAGUACCUGGGCCUGCUGGCCAUGUCCAAGAUACUGAAGACUCAUCCCAAGUCUGUCCAGUCCCACAAGGACCUCAUCUUGCAGUGUCUGGAUGACAAGGACGAGUCCAUCCGCCUGAGGGCUCUAGACCUGCUCUACGGCAUGGUGUCCAAGAAGAACCUGAUGGAGAUAGUGAAGAAGCUGAUGUUGCACGUCGACAAGGCUGAGGGAACCACUUACCGAGAUGAGCUGCUCACCAAGAUCAUCGACAUCUGCAGCCAGAGCAAUUACCAGUACAUCACCAACUUUGAAUGGUACAUCAGUAUCCUGGUGGAGCUGACCCGUCUGGAGGGCACGCGGCAUGGCCACCUCAUUGCCUCCCAGAUGCUGGACGUGGCCAUUCGGGUCAAGGCCAUCCGAGCCUUUGCUGUGGCCCAGAUGGCUACUCUACUGGACAACGCCCACCUGCUUACCGGCAACACACAGCGCAACGGCAUCUGUGAGGUUCUCUAUGCCGCCGCCUGGAUCUGUGGAGAGUUCUCAGAACACCUGGAGGAACCCAUGGUAACACUGGAGGCCAUGCUGCGGCCCAAGGUGGCCACCCUGCCGGGCCACAUCCAGGCCGUGUACGUGCAGAACGCUGCCAAGCUGUUUGCCACGGUGUUGCGUGGACACGAGGGGGUGCCAGCAGACAGCAUGGUAGCCCAGGAGACCAGCCAGCUGCUCAUUGACAGGCUGCCUCUUUUUGUCCAGAGUUCCAACCUGGAGGUGCAGGAGAGGGCCUCCUGCAUCCUGCAGCUGGUGAAGUACAUCCAGAAGCUGCAGCAGAAGGACGUAGAGGUGGCUGAGGAGGUGACUGCUCUGUUUGCUGGGGAGCUCAACCCUGUGGCCCCCAAGGCACAGAAGAAAGUACCUGUUCCUGAAGGUCUGGACCUGGAUGUGUGGAUCAACGAGCCUCCGUCUGGGAGUGAGUCUGAAGACGAGGGCAGGAAGUCCAAGGGCAAGGCUGUGUUUGCCAAGGAGGAGUCCAGACACACCAAGCCACGCUACACUGAGGUGGACGAAAAGGAACUGGCCAAGAGGAGAGAAGUAAGGAAGGCAGAGCAGGCCAACAACCCAUUCUACAUCAAGGCCUCCCCCUCCUCUCAGAAGGUGUACCAGGAUGGUGUUGGUGUGGAGCACAUUCCAGUGGUGCAGAUUGACCUCAGUGUGCCUCUUAAGGUCCCAGGGAUGCCAAUGUCAGAUCAGUAUGUGAAGCUGGAAGAGGAGCGUCGGGAGAGAAACAAGGCAGACAAGAAGAAGAAGAAGGACAAGAAGAAGAGGGAGAAGGGCGAGAAGGGCCGCCGGAGAAGGGGGGACUCUGGCCCAGAGAGCGAGGAGGACAUCACCCCCGCACACAUGGUGGAUAUCGUCACUGAGGAGAUGCCAGAGAAUGCCUUACCCAGUGAUGACGACGACAAAGAUCCCAACGACCCCCACAAAGCUCUGAACAUCGACCUGGACAAUUUGCUGGCAGCAUCUCGCAGGCCCCUGGCAGACAGCGAGAAGAAACUGCCAGUCAGGUCACACCGUCCCGACGAGGUCCUCAAGAGCCCCAUGGAAGACAGGCAGGUGGUGGAGGUUGUACCAGAGCCCAAGAAAAAGACAGGAAAGGAGAAGAAGGAGAAGAAGGACAGGAAGAAGAGUAAAGAGAAGAAGAAAAAGCACAAACAAGAGGAAGAGGAGGAUCUUAUGGGCGCUGGGUCAGAGGAGCCUGUCCAACCAGAAGAGACCAAGGAGGUGGCAGCCCCACCUCCUGCCUCUACACCAGAGGCUUCGGAUCUGGAUUUCUGGCUCUCAAAUGCUCCAGUGCCCUCUAACCCUCAGGCAGCAGCUGCCCCUGCCUCCACCCCUAGGACGGCAUCUGGUAUGGCUGCCGUGGCACCAGACUCUGAGCCUGAAGAGGCCAAAGACACUGAGCCGGAGGAGACUAAAUCCUCUACGCACAAGAAGAAGAAGCAGAAAAAGGAGAAGAAGAAAAAGAAGCACCACCAUAAUCAUAGCGAUGGGGCCGGAGACGAGUCUGUGCAGAACGGCACUGUGGAGGAGGAGGAGCCUCUGCCGCCCAUGUCCAAUUACGCCCUGCUGGCUGAGAACUCCUACAUCAAGAUGAUGAAGCAGGAUGCUGAUAAGGUGUGUGACAUCCAGGGGAAUCUGCAGGACGGUAGCCAGGUAGUGGUCUCUGUCAUCUUUGAGAAUAAGUGUGACAGCUUUAUCAAGUCCAUGGAGUUCAACGUGCUGGACUCUCUCAACUCCAAGCUGCAGCGGCCUGAUGGAGCUGGCCCACACGACGGCCUCAUCGUGCCCUUCCAACUGCCCCCCGGAAUAUCAAACGAGGCACGCUUCAUCUUCUCAGUGCAGAACAUCGUGAUGCCCCAGAAACUGAAGGGAACCCUCACCUUCAUAGUCAAGACUGAUGAUUCCUCCACUCACGAGAAACUGGACUUUAAACUGCACUUUACCUGCACCUCCUACCUGAUCACUACUCCCUGCUACAGUGAUGCGUAUUCUAAGCUGUUGGAAUCAGGGGACCUGAAGGGGUGCUCUCUGAAGCUGGAGGGAGUUAAUCAGCCCUUCCACCAUCUACUGGCCAGAAUCUGCUUCCACCACCACUUCUCUGUUGUGGAGAGGAUCGAUUCCUGUGCCUCCAUGUACAGCAGGUCAAUCCAGGGUCACCAUAUGUGUCUGCUGGUCAAAACUGCUGAUCAGACCGUGUCCAUCGAUGCUAAAUGUGACGAGCCGGGGCUGCUUGGGAAUGUGCUGGAUGAGAUCAAACUCACCUUUUCUCAGUGCUGAUUGUGUCUGACAGCCACUUGGUGCCCUCCUACCCCCUGUUAAACCCCCUCGCUCGCUAAAACACUCCGUUUCACCCUAUUUAUUCAUCUUCAGAUUCACAACUCUCCUUUCUUCUCUCACUUCCACACUCCCCCCUGCACUCAAUUGUUCUUUCCCCAUCAGUAACUUGCUCUAUGCUCACUCCCUCUGUGCACUUUUAGUUCCUCUUCCUUGUUUCAAAUCUCUUUUCCACUGUCAAAAAACUUGUUUCACCUGCUCCCCACUUCCACACCUCUGACUGAACUCGUGCCCAUUCUCUCUCGCUCAUCGGCAUUAGUCUGUGACGGUCAUGUAAUGUAAUCUGACAACUGGACUUUUUUUGUUGGUUGAAUUGUGUUUUUACUGUUUCUGUUUGUUGCUGUUUUUGUUGAUUUCUGCCGUCUGUCUGCGCCCCCCUUGCAUUAAGCAUCAACAUGUUACCACUACUCUAUAGUCCUGGUAGCAUGCGUGACCCACUCUGACUGGCCCUAGAUGGAAACAUCAUGUAAACUCCUCCCUUCAUCCUGAUCUGACAUCCUGCCUGAAGGAGACUGAACUCCUGAGACCCCCACCCCCGUGUCCCUGCUCCAACUGUGCUAAGCUUCAGUUUGACCCGUGUCGCUGUAACAUAUCAAUCCCUGUAAGAAUUGAAAAUGCCUGAGCUGGAAAGUUAUACUAAGAGUGUGUUGGAAUCAUCUCAAAGCGUAGCCAUACUCGAAAAUAAUGUUUCUGCAUCUGUCUUGCUCUGUCUCCUAUUCUAGACAUGGGUAGAAUGGUAUCUUUUUACAAUUGUCUGAUUUAUUGCUUUGAUUAUGCUGUAAUGGUUGACAGAUAUUUAACUGCUCAUCUGCUGUGCUGUUCUAGACCUCUUAUCUCUCUUGCCUCAGGCAUGUCUACCACAGUAUCUGUAAUGAGUGACCGAAUAAUAUAGAACUUCUCAUUGCUCUGCCUCUGUUUCUCUUUAUUCACUUGUGACACAUUUAAGUGAAGGCUAGCUAUCACAUAUUGCAGCUAGAGCCUCUCACAUAGCUUUGCUAUAAUAGCAGGCUUCAAAUAUCAAUUUGAAGCCUGCAAUAUUUGUUGUAGGUCUCAUGUGUUGAUCUACUUAGUUUGGGAUCACCUAUGGGAAUGGAAGGCUAUUGUAGUUGUCAUACAGGCAUAUUUUAUUCUGAGAGAUCAAUGGCACUUGGUUUCGUAUUUUAUUUUCAAUCGGUAUUAGUCAAGGUGGCUUCUUGUUUGCUACUCCCUCCUGUCUUGAGAGAGCAAAACAUUCAGUCCGUCAAUAAGACGUGUCUGUCAAAUCAUCUAAACCUCUUGCCACUUUUACACUACAAUAUAUCAUACGCGUCACUGAUAUACAGUCAUAAACUGAUCUUACUCCAGUGUUAUUCUCUCAGAACUGCCUUGCCACAUCCUGUGCAUUGACAAUAUGAUGAACAUUAAUGUUUAUCAUUUUAAAUGGCUUCUUCCUUUUCAUGACUUGCUCAGAGGUUACAAGUUUGCUCUGUAGUUACUCUCAACAUGUCUCACUGCCUGGUCCAGCACGACGUAGUAGCAACUUUAAACUGAUCCCAUAGUUUGUAUCCCGACUAACCCUCAUUCCUGUCUUGCAAGCGUGGAUGAUGUUGGUCUCCUGUUGGACUAUGGGUCAGCCAUUCCACGAGUGUCUUCUGUCCCAUGUUGGUGUGAAGAACUGUUUUUCAGCGACGUGACCUACAGAAUGUCCUUCCUAAAAACAUGAUUUGAUUGGCAUUACCGAAUGAAACAGUUACUUUUAAAUAAUACAUUGUACUAAUUAUGAACAUUUCUUGUGCGGAGUAUUUAAUCAAUGUGUAUCUUGCAUGAGUAGGAAUGUAUACUUUUUAUUAUUUUCCCUAUCCAAGGAUAAACUUGCACACAAACUCCCUCGUCAUUACUUGAUUGUCUUUAUUUCUAUUAGUUUUUUUUUUUUUAAGUGAAAGCUGACUUCAUCAUUCUACAGUUUGAUGGUAUUGUAGUUUUAUCUGUUUAAAUCCAUACAAUUAAAAAUAUGUUUUUAAUGUUUUAAAUGAUUUAACAUUGGGGAAGGGGGUUCUAUUUGGUAGCAUGGCGCUGAGAGGAAGAGGCUCCAAUUCAGUAGAGAAGAAAGGUAUUGUGACGCUAUUCUGAGAAGAUACCCACUUUGUCUUAAUUAUUUCUCUGGUAAAUUGUGAUUGUCAUGCUGAGGUUGGCUUGUGACAUUAAAAUAUACUCUCAUUGCUCUUUG